AUGGCCUCUUCCUCAACGGCGACAGCUUCAUACGUUCCGAACGAUUUUGCUCAGCAGAUCCAGUAUGUAGAAAUGACAGAUCCACCACAGUUGUCUGUUCAGACGUACUCUCUACCUCCUUUGCCAUAUGCAUACACAGCGCUUGAGCCGCACAUAUCCGCAGAAAUCAUGGUCCUUCACCACGACAAGCACCACCAGGCGUACGUGACGAACCUCAACGCCGCGCUUAGCAACUAUUCAAAGGCCGUCGCAGAUGCAAACAUCCCUGACCAGAUAGCUCUGCAGAACUUGAUCAAGUUCAACGGCGGCGGCCACAUCAACCACUCGUUGUUCUGGAAGAAUCUCGCUCCUGCGGACACCAAGGAUGCUUCAGAACCCGAGGGCUCCGCCCCCUCGCUCGUUAAGAAUAUCAAGUCGACGUUCGGCAGCUUGGCCGGCUUCACCACCGCCUUCUCCGCUGCGCUGAUGGGUAUUCAGGGUUCUGGAUGGGGUUGGCUUGUCAAGGCCCCUGGCGAGGAGGGCGGCUUGCGAAUCGUUACGACGAAAGACCAGGAUCCCGUCGUCGGUGGAGAGGUGCCCAUCAUCGGGAUUGAUAUGUGGGAGCAUGCGUACUAUCUGCAGUACCAAAAUGGCAAGAUGACGUACAUCGACAACGUUUGGAAGAUCAUCAACUGGACCUCGGCGGAGGAGCGCUUUCAAGGCAGCCAUAUGAGCGUUGAUGCCGUCGAGGAGCUGAAAAGCUCUCUAAAGCAAUUGUACUAUGAUCCUGAGUUCUCAGACCUUACUAUCGCCAGUUGUGAUUUCGAGUAUCGGGUUCACAAGGCUAUUGUAUGCCCAAGAUCCGCAUACUUCGCUAAGCAGUGCCGUGAUGUCAAGUCCAAGGCCGCCUCUGAUGGCUAUCUGAAUUUGUCCGACGACGACCCACAAGCAGUUGGAAUGGCCGUUCGAUAUUUCUAUCACCUUGAUUACCCCUCAGAGUCGUCAGACCGUCUACAUGCCAAUGGUCUUCCUAAUUCAAAUGGACAAAACAACGGUCACGCUACAGAUGACGACGGGCCCAAUGAAUCUGUCAAGUCAGACGACCAACCAAUCGAGAAAGACGCAAAGUCAGAGGACCUCGUUGAGUCUCUGGACGACUUUCUCCCGCCUCAACCUCAGCGACUCAGCAAGAAGCAAAAGAAGCGCGCCAAGGCGCAUGCUAAAGAGAACGGAGUCCUCGGCUCCCCGAGUCCCCAGGGCGACUCGGUCUCAUCGCUCAUAGCAAUCGAUUCAUCACUCAGUCAGACCCAGGAGAAUCACAAUGAAGGAGGCGGAGCAGUUCUCGAGGCCAAGCAGAGUCCCGCACAUCGGGUGGAAGAGUUCGUGUCCAAAAGCAACGGAGUAGAGGCAGCCGCCAACAAGAGCCUCGUGCUGCACGCAAACGUGUACGCGCUGUCACGCAAGUACGACAUUUCCGGUCUCCGAUCGCUGGCCUUUGACAAGUUCAAAUCCGAGGCAGACAGUCAAUGGCAGACCGAGGAGUUUCUUCACGCGGCGAACAAGAUUUACACCUCAUGUUCUGAUUGCGAUGACGACCGCAAGAUGAAGGAUGUGGUCGUCGGAAUGAUCACCCGCCACGGCGAGUUGAUGGACCAGGCUGAGAUGCAAAAGGUCAUGCGCACUCUGCCGAAAGACAUGAUGUUUGAUAUCUUAAUGCAGGUCCGUCAGCAGGGAGGAUUUAGUGUGUGA
Colletotrichum karsti is the source of this 1728-nucleotide messenger RNA. RefSeq names its product BTB/POZ domain-containing protein. Gene Ontology annotation, molecular function: metal ion binding; protein binding; superoxide dismutase activity. Gene Ontology annotation, biological process: superoxide metabolic process. The record is from RefSeq and is a predicted model, not a curated record. The coding region runs from base 1 to 1728 and encodes 575 amino acids. Lineage: Eukaryota; Fungi; Ascomycota; Sordariomycetes; Glomerellales; Glomerellaceae. The transcript has 7 exons. Gene Ontology annotation, cellular component: mitochondrion.